Molecule: messenger RNA, 1380 nt
Organism: Rhagoletis pomonella (apple maggot)
Lineage: Eukaryota; Metazoa; Arthropoda; Insecta; Diptera; Tephritidae
Exons: 6
Coding region: 1-1380 (459 amino acids)
Source: RefSeq, a predicted model, not a curated record
AUGGAUGAUGCUCCACCGCCGUCGAAGAAGAGCACCACACUCUCCGUGGACCGCGCUGCUUUCCUGCUGCUGCGUGUUAAGAAGGCAUUCAAGAAGAAACGACAGCAGCGCAAGGAAAAACAGACGCAUGCAGCAAAUGCGGCCUUGAUAUCACAAACGCACAUGGGUCGGAAAGUGCCACCCCCUCUGCUACGCUCUCGCACUUUGCCAGCUAUUAUUAUGCCCGGCAUUCCGGUUGUCUCGGUUAAUACGGACCAGCAAUUUGACGAGCGCAGUAGUGGCCUCUUGGGCACCAAGUCUGGCAGCGGCACCAGUACCGGCGGUGGUGGCACCAAUCGUUGGUCUCUACUCACCCGCCAAACACCCACCACACCUGGCUACACCACCACCAACAAUAACAAUAAUGUGGUGAAUGUAAAAUCAUUGAAUUUACCAAAAGACGACAUGGGCGUAUACCGUCGCAAAUCUUCCGGUAGCACUACCACCCAUACAAGCACUAGCAUCAGCAAUAGCGGCACACCCAUUGUUGGUUCUCAAGUAGCCGACGCGGCCCUGUUGAUGCCCACAUGCGAGGAUUUCGAAUGCCAAGCAGCGGAUGGAUCAGUUUUACUCAGGAUACCUGCACCGCACGUUGUGGCCGCGCGCGCCUACCGCUUGGCGUCAAAGAAACGCAGUACUGGUAACACCACCCACGAUAGCCAACAAAAACAACAUCACCCGCAGAGCAGCAGCAAUACAUCGAGCGCUAUGGUUACGACCGCAACUGCCAGCGGUGCUGAAGCACAGCAUCCCUCAACACCUGAUGGCGGCGAUACAGGUGGCACCACAACCAAUACAGCAUUGACACGACGUCUGGCCAAAUUGCUUCAUCAGUCGAGUAUGUCUGCCUCGAGGCUAACAGCAGCCGCUUCCCCGCAUGGUGAUAGCGCCGCUACAGCCACCAACACAAACAAUUUGCUGCCAAUUAUGCCAGCAGCUGCGUCUAGAGACGGUGGUAGCUCGGACGGCGGUGGUAGCUGUUUGGAUGAGGCACCACGUCGACUUUCGUGGGAGAGACGAAAGGACAGCAGCGCAUUACAACGUUCCGCCAGCAUUGAUUCCUUUGCCGAGAUUGUGUGGAGCGACUCACCGCGACCCUCACUCGACAUACCACGUCCCUCCGUCGUGCCCUUCAGCAAACGUCCAUCGGCCAGCAGCCUGUUCUCAAACUGCAGCGCCACAUCGCAAACAACCCAAUUGAAUAUCAAUUACGGUACCGGUGGCGAUCUGUGCAGCAGUGGUAGCAGUGCGGGUAAUAGUCGACGUGAAAGCCUCUUAAGUCCAUCGUCAACGCGCCGCAAUAAGCUGACCAGAAUUAUAAACGAAAAAUCUGGCGCUUAA